GCCCGACUUACAGGCUCCCGGGGCGGUGGCGGCAGGCGCUGAGCCUGCGGAGCGCGGAGCGGGCGACGGUGACGGGUGGCGCGAGCCCGCACCCUCCCGCGCGGCGCGCCGGGACACCAUGGAGCCCGCCGUGUCGCUGGCCGUGUGCGCGCUGCUCUUUCUGCUCUGGGUGCGAGUGAAGGGGUUGGAGUUCGUUCUCAUCCACCAGCGCUGGGUGUUCGUGUGCCUCUUCCUGCUGCCGCUCUCGCUCAUCUUCGACAUCUACUACUACGUGCGCGCCUGGGUGGUGUUCAAGCUGAGCAGUGCGCCCCGCCUGCACGAGCAGCGCGUGCGGGACAUCCAGAAACAGGUUCGGGAAUGGAAGGAACAGGGCAGUAAGACCUUCAUGUGCACGGGACGUCCGGGCUGGCUCACGGUCUCACUGCGAGUUGGAAAGUACAAGAAGACUCAUAAGAACAUCAUGAUCAACCUGAUGGACAUCCUGGAGGUGGACACCAAGAAACAGAUUGUACGAGUGGAGCCCUUGGUGUCUAUGGGUCAAGUGACAGCUUUGCUGAACUCCAUUGGCUGGACCCUGCCUGUGUUACCUGAGCUUGACGACCUCACAGUGGGGGGCCUAAUCAUGGGCACAGGCAUCGAGUCAUCGUCCCACAAGUAUGGCCUGUUCCAACACAUCUGCACUGCCUACGAGCUGAUCCUGGCGGACGGCAGCUUUGUGCGCUGCACACCGUCUGAAAACUCAGACCUGUUCUAUGCCGUACCCUGGUCCUGUGGGACCCUGGGCUUCCUGGUGGCUGCUGAGAUCCGCAUCAUCCCUGCCAAGAAGUACAUCAAGCUGCGGUUUGAGCCAGUGCGGGGCCUGGAGGCCAUCUGUGAAAAAUUCACCCAUGAGUCCCAGCGGCUGGAGAACCACUUCGUGGAAGGGUUGCUGUACUCCCUAGAUGAGGCUGUCAUCAUGACAGGGGUCAUGACGGAUGACGUAGAGCCCAGCAAGCUGAAUAGCAUUGGCAAUUACUACAAGCCGUGGUUCUUCAAGCAUGUGGAGAACUACCUGAAGACAAACCGAGAGGGCCUGGAGUACAUUCCCCUGAGGCACUAUUACCACCGACACACGCGCAGCAUCUUCUGGGAGCUCCAGGACAUCAUCCCUUUUGGCAACAACCCCAUCUUCCGCUACCUCUUUGGCUGGAUGGUGCCUCCCAAGAUCUCCCUCCUGAAGCUCACCCAGGGCGAGACUCUGCGCAAACUGUAUGAGCAGCACCACGUGGUUCAGGACAUGCUGGUGCCCAUGAAAUGCCUGCCUCAGGCCCUGCGCACCUUCCAAAAUGACAUCCACGUCUACCCCAUCUGGCUGUGCCCGUUCAUCCUGCCCAGCCAGCCGGGACUUGUGCAUCCCAAGGGAGACGAGGCUGAGCUCUACGUGGACAUCGGGGCAUACGGGGAGCCGCGCGUGAAGCACUUCGAGGCCAGGUCCUGCAUGAGGCAGCUGGAGAAAUUUGUGCGCAGUGUGCACGGGUUCCAGAUGUUAUACGCCGAUUGCUAUAUGAACCGCGAGGAAUUCUGGGAGAUGUUCGAUGGCUCCUUGUACCACAAGCUGCGAAAGCAGCUUGGCUGCCAGGACGCCUUCCCUGAGGUGUACGACAAGAUCUGCAAGGCCGCCAGGCACUGAGCAGGGCACCAGGGAGCCAGAUGCUUGGGAAGGGACUCGCUCGCUCGCUCGCACCAGCUUCUUUGCUUUCCCAGAUUUCAGAAAGAAACCCCUCCAAAUCCCCGAGGCAGCCCGGCGGCCUCCAGGGCAGCUCCGGCAAGCAGAAGCACGUGGGAGUUGGAGUCUGACAGACCUAAGUCCCAGUCCCAGGUUAGCCACUUACUAGCUGUGUGACUGACUCUGGGCUAGUCACCUGACCCCUGUGUGCCCCGCGUUCAUCUGUGAAAGGAGGUAGAAAUCCCUACCUACUCGAUGUCACCCACACAAAGGGCCUGUCGCGUGGGAGGGGCUGCGUAAGUGGGAGCUAGCACCGCUGCUUCCGUGCAACCUCACACCUGGCUCGUGCUGUGGAUUCCACAGCUGAGUCCAGACAGGCUCCCCACAGGUCACCUCUGCACGGGUUUGGCUGACUCCGUGAAGGGGGUGGAUGCCUUGGAGUUCCGCCUGCAUAGCCUGCAUCAGCCCCAAAAGGGCAAAGGAGGGUCCGCCCUCCACUUGGUCUCAGGGGCAGGAGGGCAUCUGAUUGGCAGGCAGGCUCAGGAUGUGCUGUGCCAAAGCCAGGUCUACUCCAAAGUACUCUCUGCCAUCUUCGGACUGUCCUGCCCCUGCUUCCGUGUGCUCAGGCUACCCCAGCCAUCGCUGAGCCCACUCAGGACUGCUCCUCGAACACAGACAAGAUGGGAGCCUAGCCUUCCUGGGCUUUCCCUUCUUGGCUCCCACCAUCCAGGCCUCCUCUAGCGUCCACUGAGUCACAAUGGGCGCACAUGCUCAUGACUGUGUCACACAGGGGUGGUUCCCACACAGAGUGAGAAAGGGGCAUCCGCCCUGUUGCUACUGUGAGGACCCCUCCCUGGGGUUGGAAAGAUAGCAUCCAGGGUCACUCAUCCCCCCUCCCCAUUUUGUUCCCCCUCCCCUGGCUCUAGUUAAUUUCAGUGCCUUACAAAUCCUAAGCUCAGAGAAAGCUCCAUUUCCGUUCCGAGGGAGGGGCCUCCGAGGUCCUUCUGCCUUGUUAGUGAAGUGUGGUUGGUUGUACAGGCCCCACCUUCAGAACCGCCUGGCCCAGCUGAAAACCCAGAGUCUGAGGGGGAGGAUCAAGUUCUGGAAGGAAAGCCAGAACUUAAGAGCUGAGCUGGUCACAGGCUCCCCUACCCUGCCACCCCCAAGUCACGUCAGAACAAAGAGCUCCUGAAGCCCUUCUAGUUGGGAGGGCAUAAACGGUCCAGGUGGUGGUUAGGGGCCGUCCAUCAGUGGCCCUCCCUGCCACCACCAGGCCAGCUCCCGGGCCGCUUUCGUUUAUCUGGACCCUUAGAGUCAUAUUUUAGCUGAAGGAUGCUCACUGAUGCCACUGAGGACUUGGGAUACUGCACAGUGCCACCGUGUCCUAUGAAGGCCGGUGCACCAGGGCGGUGGGAAGGCAGAACCACCUCAUCCAUUUGGCCUGAGAAGGACAUCACCUCACUUUGCUGUCUGGGCAGCAUGCGUUCCUGGCAUGGGCUCUCCUAGUGGUCCGUGUGCAUCCCGCGCUCGCUCGCAGACUGAUGACCCUGCUUGCUGCAGAUGAAUGGUCCAUGCGAGCUAGUUUAGUUAGUGUGAUAUAAGGCGCCGUCACCCUCCAGUCAAGCCUCCAUCCCAAAGCAACCAGGGCUGUGGCAGUGAUGCCAGCAACCCGUGUCACCCAAAAUAACCAAAAUCCAGCCCUCCACAGACACGCCCCAGGACCUGGGGAGGGAAGGGAUUUUGUGUCACAUUAGCCUCAAGUUAGCGUUUGGCUCCACUAGUUAUCUUGCCCGAAAAGUGGUCGUCUUCCAAGCCUGGUGUUCGGGGUCCCAGCCUUGUCUUACAGCCUGUCCUGUCAUUGUCCAACCACACAGUGGCUUGGCGGAGUCACUUUGCUGCUAUGGGACAGGGGGUGCGGGAAGCCAACGCAGGCCUCUUCCCCUCCAUGGCUCUGGUUUCUUGGCUGCAUGGUUCUCUGUAAAUUCAGUUGUGGCCAAUGUGGCUAGAAAGCUGAAUUGACUGUUACUGAAAGGGAACGGGGAUGGGUGUGGCUGUGUGACGUGUGAUUUUUUUUUUUUAAUUUGGUCAUGGGGACCGAGGAGAAGGCAUGAAUCCCCCUGUGCAGCCUCAGGCACUGUGCCUACUCUCUGGAACAAGUCCCCGUGGCUCUGGGGCCACCACUUCUGUAAAAUAAAGUAUGGCCUGGA
Messenger RNA from Apodemus sylvaticus (European woodmouse), 3912 nucleotides. RefSeq names its product 24-dehydrocholesterol reductase (gene Dhcr24). The record is from RefSeq and is a predicted model, not a curated record. Lineage: Eukaryota; Metazoa; Chordata; Mammalia; Rodentia; Muridae. Gene Ontology annotation, molecular function: FAD binding; Delta24(24-1) sterol reductase activity. Gene Ontology annotation, cellular component: cytoplasm; membrane. Bases 119 to 1669 code for a protein of 516 amino acids. The transcript has 9 exons. Gene Ontology annotation, biological process: steroid metabolic process.